Molecule: messenger RNA, 936 nt
Organism: Prorocentrum cordatum
Lineage: Eukaryota; Dinophyceae; Prorocentrales; Prorocentraceae
Source: the annotation of a GenBank genome assembly
AUGCUUGCCAAGAUUGUCUCUGCGUUUGCCAGCCUUGCCUUCGCGCGGGCUGGGCCAUGUGACUGUCUCAAUUGGGCAGGGGUGUAUUACGACCACCUCGCCAUGUGCGGCCGCGGCAAAGAGCUCCAUUUCCUGUCCAAGUACGGCUUCACUGCUGCUUAUGCUGCCACUGAGCCCAUCGCAGGCCUGCCGCACAAGGUCUGCAACGAUUUCUUCAAGAACCUUAAGAACAACUCCUGCGUCAACGUUGACCUGUUGGCGCUGAGCGACGAGACCGAUGGCGUGGUCGCCAUGGGCGACGACAACAUGACCGACAAGCAGUGGUGCUACGUGUCCAACGACUGCCCCGUGGCCAGCCUGAACGGUGGCGAGUACGCCACCAACAUGAUGGGCUUCCAGCUCGGCGGAUGGAACAACCUCGCCAGCACGAGUAAUCUGUCCUGGAAGAUCUGCGAUCCAGUCGCGGACGCGAGUUACAUGUUGAAGUACAAGACGGUCCAGGAGCUGAUCGACAUCGGCACGGAGAGCGACGUUGGUCUUUCCAGGCUCAUUCGGUUGGCCUACCCCGUCGUGGCGAUCACAUGGGCCGAGGUGAAGUUCAUGAUGGAGGCCAUCAAUGAUGGUUGGACCACCAGUUCCGACCUGGCCACUGUGGUCGACGGGCUUGCGGCUCCGCCUGCCACCUUCACCAGGGCCGCGGAGGUACACACGACGAUCAGCGACAUCAUCAAGUCGGGGCAGGCCACGAUCCUCGACUCCCCAGGGCACGGGGACAACUUCCACGUGAUCAAGGGCCGCGAGGCGUGGAGCGUGGUGAGGAACGGUCUGGGCAAUAUGAUCUACCUCAGCGGCCACUUCUCCAUGGAGUUCGACGUGACGUGCCUCAUGGGCUGCGCCACCGAACGCGUGGAGGCCCUCGACCUGGAGACGCAGUGA